Messenger RNA from Arabis nemorensis, 558 nucleotides. The record is from the annotation of a GenBank genome assembly. NCBI's taxonomy places the organism in Eukaryota, Viridiplantae, Streptophyta, Magnoliopsida, Brassicales, Brassicaceae.
AUGGGUGUUACUCCCAUAGUCAUGAAGAGGGAGGAAAUACGCGAAAAAUUCGCUUAUACCGAAACAGCCGUCUACUGGGACAUGAAGGAUUUCCCAGUCACCGAUAUUGUUUUGUUUAAUCAGAAUAUAAGGUUGGCUCUUGCUGAUGCGGGUUAUCUCGGUAAAGUGUCAAUUAGGGCUUAUGGUGACGAGAAACCGGACGACGAAGAAUACUAUAAGAAUGCCGAAAUCACCUUUGUAUCCAGAGAUAACCGUGAUUGUUCCCUCAAAAACGUGAUGGUAAUCGCGAAAAACAUCAUGCCGGCUGACGAUUAUGACGACAUGUUGUUCGCUGCCAAUCUUGGGCUUAUGAAUGCGAGAUGCUACAAUAUUCUCUUGGCAGUUCCUGAUGACUACCAACUCAGAAAUAUGCCAGUUAGGUGCAACUACACAAUAUGGCUUUGGAGUGACCUACUUGCUGGAGGAAAACCGCUAGAGGAUAGCCUAGUAUUUCGAUGGUACGAACAAGAACCACCACGAGACAUUGAGGCAGAACCUUGUUCUCACUGUGGAAAAUAA